This is a messenger RNA of Halteromyces radiatus, 1828 nucleotides long. RefSeq lists its product as uncharacterized. The record is from RefSeq and is a predicted model, not a curated record. The transcript has 8 exons. Gene Ontology annotation, molecular function: protein binding. NCBI's taxonomy places the organism in Eukaryota, Fungi, Mucoromycota, Mucoromycetes, Mucorales, Cunninghamellaceae. The coding region runs from base 6 to 1595 and encodes 529 amino acids.
AUCAAAUGAUAAAUCAAUUUCAUAUAUUAAUUUUCAUCAUCACUUUCUAUCUGGUUCAUCGGGUACAAAGUGAUUCAUUACCUCCAGUCUACAAACACGGAUGUGUGAUUUUAGCCAAUCAAAAGAUAUAUUGUUAUGGCGGUGCCAAUCGUCAAGGAAAUUCAGGUUUCUCAAAUCAAACUUUAUCAUGGUUCGAUAGUGAAAUUUACAAUCAUCAUGUUUAUCUUGAUGUUUCCAAACCAUUGAAUGUGUCUGCUGCCAAUACUCAAUGGCAACCUGUUCCUCCAUCCAGUAGUGCCUUUCAACUCGAACCACGCUGUGAUUUUGCUAUGAUCAAUCAUAACGAUACAGGAUAUACCAUCGUUGGUGGUGCUGGUCCUUCUACUAAUCAUGGUGAUCAAAGUCUUGUUAAUGUCACUGUGGAUUACAACGCAGAUUCGAAUACUUGGGGAUCUCUCAAAAGCACAAACGAUUCACAGCCCAAAUUGAAUAUGUCCAUGGAAAUUCAAAUGUUUGGUACUCGUGGUGUGAAAAUCAGUAACUCUCAAUAUAUGAUCGCUGGCGGCAUUCCUCCUAAUAAUAAUACCGUCAUUCAAUCAAACUCUAGUUAUGUCUACGUCGAGUCAGCGGAUUCCAAUUGGGGAAGUAUGACAGCUUAUACUGAUCCUAUUACAAGAGGUGGCAACAUGUUCCCAGAACCUACGCGUGUUUACCGUGCUGCUCUGGCAACAAGCGGUAAUGGCAAUGUCUACUUCUUUGGUGGUAUGCGCCCUAUCAAUGCCACACGCAACUAUGAUUAUAUGGAUUUCAGAGGAUAUUAUACUUUUGAUUAUCUGCUCGUAUUUUACCCAUCUCAAAAUCAAACGUUCAACUCUGUUAAACCAAGCAAUCCUGACAGUUCACCCAGUACUCGAGAACUUCACACCGUGACAAGUAUUCCUAAUACAAACAAGAUGCUUCUUUAUGGUGGUGUCAGCAAUGGAGCCAAUUUUGAUUUUUGUUAUACCUAUGAUACUGUAUCUGGACUUUGGACUAUAGCCAACUUUACCAAUGGUGAUGGUGCUGGACGUCGAUAUGGUCAUCAAGCCGUGAUGGUGGGCAAUGACUUGCUUUAUAUCAUUGGAGGUAUCGAUGCCACUAACACAGUCCAAAACGAUGUACAUAUCUUGAAUGUCACCAGUAUGACAUGGUUGAAUGGACCCUAUACUAAUACUUACGAUCAAAUGAAUGGUGUCUCCUCCUCAUCCGACAACAACAACAAUAAUAAUAAUAAUAAUAAUAAUGGAAGUGGAUCAUCAUCUCUUAGUGGAGGUGCUAUUGCUGGUAUUGUUAUUGGAUGCGUUGCUGCUUUGGCUCUAGGUACCGCGGCUGCUGUGAUCUUUUAUAUGCAACGCAAAAAGAAGCACCUGUUGGCAUCUGGUACUGCUCCUGCUGGUUUUGCUCCUACCACUCCCUCAACGACAAACAAUACAAAGGAAUACGACACGACAAACACCUCAAUCAACGAUGGCUCCACCACUCUUUAUUCAUCAAAUCCUGCUGAUGGCACAUCUGGUCACGCUUCUACUCCUGGCACCAUAAAACCGAGCAUAUAGUAGCUUUUCCCAAUCUUCACCUUUACAUUGUAUUUUUUAUACAUCUACCGUCUAUUUUACAGUUACUUUUCUUUUACCCCCUUUUUAUAUUAUUUUAAUAAAUAAUAAAAAUGACCUAUUUAUUCUGGCAAUUGAUUUACGUGGUGAUGGAUGAAAUGAUGAUUUCCCUGAAUAGUUUUUGCAUUAUACAAUAUUAUCUACUUUAAGAUUCCUUGUAAAAGCCCAUGACUCGG